AGGAGAGGGAAUGGGGUGGGAGGCACGGCAAGGAAAGGCUGGGAAAAGAGCAGGGCCAGGCAAAGAAAGGGCGGGGUGAAGGCCAGGGCGUGGUUAAGAUCUGAAGCCUGAAGGAUGGGUUUGGGCGCGGCUAGAAGAGGCGGGGCAUAGGGCAGGUGGAAGUUCAGGGAAUGGACACGAGAGAUGAGAGAAGGUGGAGGGAAAAGGUGUUGGUGGGGACAGUGAGGAUCGCGAAGUCAGCGUGGGUGUGGAAUGACGGGAGGUCUUGCGGCCAGAGGACCAUCUUUACCCAGGAGAGACCCAGAGAUCAGGAGCGAAGUCCAGGCAGAGACACAAACUGGGGCAAGGAGAGAAUUGUUUACGAGAGGGGGUUCGGUAAAGAGAGAGCCAAAUGGGAGGACAGGUCUGGUAGAGAGAGAACGGACUGGAGUGAGGAGCGACUACUCUGCGAGGAAACAACCGGAGGCGAGGAGAGACCCCAAGGAGUAGAGAGGCCCCACGACCAGGAAAGGUUCCCAAGGGGGAAGGCUGGCCUGGCGGGGCGAGCUGGUGCUGAGGAGAAACCACCAGGGCGGGAGAAGGGCUUUAAAGAAAAGGGGUGCGACGAGCAGGAGGGCCAGGUUGCCCUGGACCCAGGGAGAAGAAGUGGCCAGGACCAGGGACGUGGUCAGGAGUGGAGACGAAGCGAGGAUCCGAACUACUGCAACACUUGGGGCCUGAACCAGGACCAGGGGCGUGGCCAAGAGAGGAGACUGAGCGAGGGUUUGAACUACCGCAACACUCCGGCUUUGAACCAGGACCAGGGGCGUGGUCAAGAGAGAAGACUGAGCGAGGAUUUGAACUACUGCAACACUCGGGACCUGAAUCAGGACCAGGGGCGUGGUCAAGAGAGGAGACGAAGCGAGGAUCCGAACCGCCGAGACACUCCGGGUCUGAGCCAGGACCAGGGACGUGGCCAAGAGAGGAGACGAAGCGAGGAUUUGAACUACAGCAACACUUGGGGCCUGAACCAGGACCAGGGGCGUGGCCAAGAGAGGAGACGAAGCGAGGAUUUGAACUACCGCAACACUCCGGCUUUGAACCAGGACCAGGGGCGUGGCCAAGAGAGGAGGCGAAGCGAGGAUUUGAACUACUGCAACACUUGGGGCCUGAACCAGGACCAGGGGCGUGGCCAAGAGAGAAGACUGAGCGAGGAUUUGAGCUACUGCAACAUCCGGGACCUGAAUCAGGACCAGGGGCGUGGUCAAGAGUGGAGAAGAAGCGAGGAUCCGAACCAUCGCGACACUCGAGGUCUGAGCCAGGAUCAGGGGCGUGGCCAAAAGAGGAGACAGAGCGAGGAUUUGAACUACUGCAACACUCGGGGCCUGAACCAGGACCUGGGGCGUGGCCAAGAGAGGAGACUGAGCGAGGAUUUGAACUAUUGCAACACUCGGGGCCUGAACGAGGACCUGGGGCGUGGCCAAGAGAGGAGACUGAGCGAGGAUUUGAACUAUUGCAACACUCGGGGCCUGAAUCAGGACCAGGGGCGUGGCCAAGAGAGGAGACAGAGCAAGGAUUGGAACUACUGCAACACUUGGGGCCUGAACCAGUACCAGGGGCGUGGCCAAGAGAGGAGACUGAGCGAGGAUUUGAACUACUGCAACACUCGGUGCCUGAAUCAGGACCAGGGGCGUAGCCAAGAGAGGAGACUGAGCAAGGAUUCGAACUACUGCAACACGUGGGGCCUGAACCAGGACCAGGGACAUGGCCAAGAGAAGAAACAGACCGAGGAUUUGAACUACUGCAACACUCGGGACCUGAGUCAGGGCCAGGGGCGUGGUCAAGAGAGGAGACGAAGCGAGGAUCCGAACCACCGCGACACUCGGGGUCUGAGCCAGGACCAGGGGCGUGGCCAAGAGAGGAGACAGAGUGAGGAUUUGAACUACUGCAACACUCAGGGCCUGAACCAGGACCGGGGGCGUGGCCAAGAGAGAAGACAGAGUGAGCAUUUGAACUACUGCAACACUUGGAGCCUGAACCAGGACCAGGGUCGUGGCCAAGAGAGAAGGCAGAGUGAAGAUCCGCUCUACCGCGACACUCCAGACCGGAGCCAGGACCAGGGGCGUGGCCAGAAGAGAAAGCAGAGCCAGGAUCUGAUUUCCAGAACGACUCAGACCUUGAGCCAAGGCAAAGAGCCUAGCGAGUUCGGAGGUGUGGGCGAGGAUUCACGAAAGGACAAGAAGACUCUAAGCCGGUUCCUGAGCAGGGCAGGAGCGAAAAGAAAGGGGCGUGGCGAAGAGCAGUGUGUGGGCGGGGAACCUUUUGAGGGCGGAGCCAAGUCCCCUGAGGGGCACAGUGGUUCUAGCUACAUGGUGUCCCGGCCAGCCAUGUCCCCGGUCAGCCCUGUGUGGCCGAGAAAACCAAACCUUUGGGCAUUCUGGGUACUGCGGCUAGUGCUAUUGCUGUCGUUGAAGUCGUGGGCGGAAGAUACCUUACAGCAUUGCACCUGGCUUCUUGUCCUGAACAAGUUCGAGAAGGUAGGCUUGCAUCUCUCCAAGGAUCGAUUUCAAGAUCAUGAGCCCAUCGAUACAGUGGCCAAGGUGUUCCAAAAGUUGACAGACUCGCCAAUCGAUCCGUCAGAGAACUAUUUGAGCUUUCCUUACUACUUGCAAAUCAACUUUUCCUGUCCGGGACAGAAUAGUGAGGAGCUGGCCCGAAAGGGCCACCUGAUGGGGAUGAAGCCCAUGGUCCGGAUCAACUACAUGUACUCAGUCAAUUUCUACCGUUGGGAGAUGGAAAAUUUGCAGAUUCUGAUGGAGGCUGCUCCAAUGCGCAGCACAGGGUACUGCCCGGCAGAGGCCAUGUGCAUCCUGAACUGGUACACACCCAUGCCCUUUAAAAACGGCUCCGUGGUCUCCUCAGUGGACAUCUAUACCAAUGGUAUAGGGCCCUUCAUACCCAAGAAAAGGUUCUAUGUGAAUAUGAAUGGCUUCUUGAAGAGAGAUGCAAGUGGUAAAUCCUUAUUCGCCAUAGGAUAUGAGAGCCUUGUUCUGAAGUCGAGUCACUUUAGGCUUUCAAAAUCAAGACCCCUGUGGUACACUGUGAACCAUGCCCCCGUGUUCAUCCUUGGAGGCUUUUAUGAUGAAAAGGCCAUCCUGUUCUCAGAUUCUAAUUUCCAGGACUAUGUUCUCUUGGAGCUGAGUAUUGACAGUUGCUGGGUCGGCUCCUUCUACUGUCCCAUUCUUGGCUUCUCAGCCACCAUCCAUGACGCCAUUGCCACCGAGAGCACACUCUUCAUUCGACAGAACCAGCUUGUCUACUAUUUCACAGGCACCUACAGCACGCUCUUUGACAAAAGCCAUGGCAGUAGCAGAUGGGUUCGUGUCCUGCCUAGCGAGUGCAUCAAGAGACUGUGCCCGGUGUAUUUCAGUGGCAAUGGUUCUGAGUACGUCCUAGCCCUCACCACUGGCAAGAAUGAGGGUUAUAUUCACAUCGGGACCAUCACAGAUGGCCUCGUGUCCUUCGAGAUGGUGCCAGAUGGCUGGUCAGUAUGUGAAAAAUUACCAGGUAAAAACUGCAGCAUCGACUGGGCUACAUACAUCACUGAUGAGAGGAACCUGCUGUUGUUAGUGAAAAUUGACUCUGGGCAAUUUUACCUAGUCAACUUUAAUACAGAGUUCAAGACUCUGAAUAUCCUCUACAAAAUACCAGAGUUUAUACCGGAAGCUAAGGAACUAGACUUCUUGGUGCUCCUUGAUACAGUGACAUACACCAACACUCCUAUGACACCCAAGGGCUUGUUCUUCAACACAUUGAACAACAUGUUGUACAUCUGGGGCAACUUCAUCCUGCAAAGCUACAAUAGGGAAGAAUUCAUUUUUCUGGCGGACUUCCCCAAGGAGUCCACCAUCAAAUACAUGGUCAACUCUUUCAAAGGACAAAUGGCUGUUGUCACAGAAAAUGAAGAGAUCUGGUACUUUCUGGAGGGUGGCUAUGAUGUAUACCAGGUGGUCCCUUCCCAAGGCUGGCGCACCUACCUUAAACUGCAGAAGAUGCAAAAGUCUCCCCUGUAUUCUACAAAUGAGUCCUUGGUCUCCCUCUUCUAUCAGGAUGAAAAUCUUUUCCAGCUAGUCUAUCUUUUUGACGUUGGAAAAGAACGUUUAGUCAAGAGGCUCCUGCCUGUGGGAACACUGAUGGAGUACAACCUGCCCAAACCCUUCACAGUGGUGAACCAAGGGAACUACAAGAUGAUCACCUUCACCAACACGUGCCCUUUUAAGGCCAUUCAUGCAGUUGAUGUGCCCAAAAAACAGCAUGCAUCACGCACAGAGAGCUAUGUUGCUCUGCCACCUCUGGUCUCUGAAUCCUUGGGCUUCCACAACAAUAACACACUCGCUGUCUAUCAAGGCCUCGUCUAUUACCUGCUGUGGCUGCACUCCAAGUAUGAUAAGCCCUAUGCAGACCCAGUGCACGAUCCCACCUGGCGCUGGUGGCAACACAAAACAAAGGACAAGGAUUACUUCUUUUACCUGUUCAGCAACCGGCUGGCGGCAGAAGGCAUAUACAUCAACAUGAACGCCUACCAAAAGCUCUACAACAUGUCGGGUGACUAUGGAAUACCCGAUCUUUUCUUCCUAGACAAGGGCAACUGGUUCACCUUCACUGUGGUCUUAUUGUCACAUCAGGAUACCUUCACAAGCUCUGAUAGCCAAGGACCCACUAUUAAUGUGGACAAGAAGCUGUCAUUGUCUCUGGUACUGGCGGAUCCUGAGUGCCUUUCAGUAACUGCGACUCGGGAGUUCCUUCUUAAUCGCAACACUCUGCUCACCAAGAUUAAAGUCAUAGAUAAAAAGAGAUGCUCCGAACAGGGCAUGGUUGGACGUAACAUCAAGAAGACUUCCAUGUUGAUCAAGGUCUUGGGCGCUCCUGGGAAUUGCAUCCAGCGCACGUACCUUGGGGACCACAUUCAAGGUAUCAGGCUGGUACCAAUAUUCAUCGGCUGUCCUCCUGGCAAGCGCUUGGCCUUUGAUGUCUCCUACACGAUUAAGCAUUCUGAGGAGAUAAACAAGCACUAUUUCGACUGUGUGAUUAAAGACGCCGAGAUGCCAUGCUUCCUCUUUCGUGACUUAUUCCAGCCCUUCUUCUUAGUCCAAGACUUGGUGACUGGCGACUCUGGCAGUUUCUUGGGCAGUUACGUGCUGAAGGUGGUGGGUGGUGGUCGCACACUGAACACCAUCAGAGACUACACGGAGGAAGAAAUCUUCCGUUACAACAGCCCGCUGGACACAACGAAUAGCCUCAUCUGGAAAACAAAGGUCGAAAGGACCACGGAGGACAAAAAGUUCUACAUAAUGUCCCAUGAGAGCCCUGGAGUCGAGUGGCUGUGCUUGGAGAACUCCCCUUGCUAUGACAUCAUCCCCCAAAGCAUCUACCCACCUGAGUUCUUCUUCAAGUUGUUAGUGAGCAAUAGAGGUGUAGACAAUAGCACAUACUGUGACUACAAGCUCACCUUUAUAGUGCACAUCCAUGGGCUACCGCUCAGCAGCAAGCGGUCCUCCUUCAUUGUUAUGGUGUCUACCAGCUUCUUUAUAGCCCUGGUUGUCUUCUACAUCCUGUUCUGCCUCGUGUGGCCUCACAUAGUGAAGGCCUGGGUCUCAUUUCGCUGGAAGAUUCACAACAUGAUGGCACCAGAGACCUAUUCAUCUUCCUCCUCUUCUGGGGGCUUCACCCUCCAUUCUCACAGCUCAGAGGGAAGUUUUGAGGGUCCCUCCAGACCAGGUACCAAAGAGGACAAUGUUCAAGCUAAGAGAGCAAAGGUGGCCUGAGUCCCUGGUCUGUACUCUUCCUCAUGAACCCUUAGGCCUCUCCUCAUGGGAAUGCAGCCUGCCACCUCCCCAGGACUUUCUGGUUGGCUAGAAUGCUCAUGUCUCAUUCAGACCCUAAUAAAGCCUCCUUGCAGAAUCAG
Messenger RNA from Mus musculus (house mouse), 5944 nucleotides. It is a transcript of the gene Catsperg1, whose product is annotated as cation channel sperm associated auxiliary subunit gamma 1. The coding region runs from base 171 to 5804 and encodes 1877 amino acids. NCBI's taxonomy places the organism in Eukaryota, Metazoa, Chordata, Mammalia, Rodentia, Muridae. The transcript has 29 exons. The record is from RefSeq and is a predicted model, not a curated record. Gene Ontology annotation, cellular component: sperm principal piece; membrane; CatSper complex.